AUGUUGGAUCACUUCUGCCAUGAACCGGAAGACAGGAAGCUGCUAUUGCAGCACAGCUUGGCUGAGCUGCAGGCAGCGCGAUCUGAUCUGGAAGUACUGCAGACGACCGCAGACCGCACAGCUCAGGAGCUGCGGUCCUUCAGGGGCCAACUGCAAGAGUUGCAGGAGUUGCACAAGCGCUAUGAGCAGUCGCAACUUGCAUGUGCUGCGAUUGAAGAACUCCCGGCAGAGGAAUGCUCAGAAGCGAUGGAUGUAGAGGCAAGGGAGGCAGCUCAGACUGCCGGACAAGCAUGUGAAGUUGAAGCUCGAAGAGACCUGGCUGAGACCCGUGAGCACGAGGCAUCUGAGCUUGUGGUGGCAGAUGUGACGGAACCUUUCCCUGACUGGACCGCCUUGAGCAAGAGCCUUUGUGCUGUAUGCCUUGAACCGAAUGCAGACAGGGUGGCUGUACCCUGCGGACAUCAGUGCGUUUGCGAAGGGUGUUUGGUGAACUUGUCUGCCUGCCCUGUGUGCCGACAUUCAGUGGAUCGCUUCCUGAAGGUCUUUGUAGCCUACCCCGUGCAGUUUGAGAAAGAGUGCGUGGAACUGCAGAGCCAGAUGCAGGCUGAAAGUCGCCUCCGUGAUGAGCUUUCUGAGAGCCUGGCCCAUGAGGAGGCUCGGAACCAGGAGCUCCUCAAGCUUGCCACGGAGUCAGCAGUUGCCAAGAUGGGAAAGUCCUUGGCCUGCACCACCACACUCAGGCCUCAGGACUUCCAGCAGGUGGCAAAGGCCACCCGCCGCAACCGGGAGCUGGACAAGCUGCUGUGGCCGCAAACCACGCGAACUGCCAGAUGUCAAGGGGAGAUCUUGAGCAACCAGACGAUGGUCGACUUCCAGCGCCAUUUGGCGACCUUACCCAGGCCGGUGUUGCGCCGAUGA
Symbiodinium natans is the source of this 918-nucleotide messenger RNA. NCBI's taxonomy places the organism in Eukaryota, Dinophyceae, Suessiales, Symbiodiniaceae. The record is from the annotation of a GenBank genome assembly.